AUGUCAAAGGCUGGUAUGAAAUACGGUGCCCCUGUGCAAUCUUUCAUCGACACAUCUUUUUUUCAGGAAUUGUCUCGACUCAAACUGGAUGUGCUGAAGUUGGAAUCCAAAGGACUGCCCUUAUUUUGUACUUUGGAGAAGUCUUUUACUUCGAAAUCAAGCAAGAGUGUACCUCUGUUCCUGAAUGAGCAGAGUUUUAGAGAAGAAUCUUUGGGAAUAGCUGGUGGAGUGCCAUUUAAGGGGUUCAUUUACAAUUACAACGUAUUUGAGGACUUCAAGACACUCGACAAGAAGAAGUUCAUUGACACGAUAGCAGAGGAGAAGUUUGUGGACGGUAAGAGUGACAUUAAUGACAGCGUUGGUUUUUACAUCAUAAGUUUUGCAGAUUUAAAGAAGUAUCGCUUUUACUAUUGGGUAUGCGUACCAUGCUUCCAAAAACAGUCCCUGGCGAUUGAACUACUCAACGAAGAGCCUUUGAUAUCGGCUACACCGUAUCAAUCAUGGUUCGAGGAGAAUACAGAUCAGUGGGUUUUGAUUAUCAAUGCUGCGGAUCAGUUGGUACAUUAUACUAAGGAAGAGGCCAAAACGUGUAGAGCGUUGGUUAUUAGGGAUACAAGUCGACUCGAUCGGAUCCCAAGCGCUAUUGCCAAGAACUUUCUUACAAUAUUCAAUCACGACAAUCCUCAAAAGUGUGAACUUGAUGUCUACUUUAUCAGACCCGAUAACUCGAGUUUUGCCUUAAAACUUUCACUCAGUUUAGCCGGUCAGGAUGAUCAUUUGCAAGUUAGCGGUUGGGAAAGGAACACUCAGAAUAAGCUCGGUCCUCGUGCAAUCGAUCUCAGCUCUCUGAUAGAUCCUCUGAAGAUAGCUGAUCAAUCCGUCGACCUGAAUCUCAAAUUGAUGAAAUGGAGAAUAGCUCCUCAGAUUGACCUCCAAAAGAUCAAGGAGACAAAAGUGUUAUUGCUAGGGGCAGGAACCCUAGGAUGUUAUGUGUCUCGUGCCUUAAUGGCGUGGGGCGUUCGGAAGAUAACUUUUGUGGAUAAUAGCACCGUAUCUUAUUCAAACCCAGUUAGACAACCGUUAUUUGAGUUCAGUGACGUGGGCAAACCCAAAGCGCAAGCUGCGGCUGCAGCAUUAAAAAAGGUGUUUCCUCUCAUGAAUGUAGAAGGUGUGGAGUUGAGCGUGCCGAUGAUUGGUCAUCCGAUUACCAGCGAUGAAAUUGAGCGGUCUGAUUAUGACCGGCUGUGUAACCUAUUUGACCAGCACGACGUGGUAUUCCUACUGAUGGACUCAAGAGAGACUCGCUGGCUGCCAACCGUCCUGGGGAAAUUUAAAAAUAAGGUAGUGAUCAAUGCUGCCCUUGGCUUCGACAGCUAUUUGGUCAUGAGACAUGGAUCAUAUUUUGAUGAACCAAGUUCACGUCUAGGCUGCUACUUCUGCCACGACGUCUUUGCACCAAAGGACAGCCUAACAGACAGAACGCUGGAUGAAAUGUGUACCGUUACUCGACCAGGAGUUGCACUCAUGGCCGCGUCCCAAGCGGUCGAAUUACUCGUAUCAAUGCUACAACCGAAGGACCCGCAAGACUCAACUAGAAACAUACUAGGUGAUAUUCCACACCAAAUUCGCGGGUUCCUCAACAAUUUCUCCACCUUAAAGCUCGAAACACCAGCUUAUGCCCAUUGUUCUGCCUGUUGUCCCGAAGUGAUCGGUUCUUGCAAAGAAUUCGGCUGGGACUUUGUACAAGCAGCCCUGAAUGAUCACACUUACAUUGAACAAAUUAGCGGACUCGCACAAGUGCAACAGGAUGCCGAGAGAGCAACUCAGGAGUGGGAUCAGGAUGAUGAAGAGUUUAGCGAUGAGUUAUAUGAUAUGGACUAA
Torulaspora delbrueckii is the source of this 1881-nucleotide messenger RNA. It is a transcript of the gene ATG7, whose product is annotated as Atg7p. The transcript has a single exon. The coding region runs from base 1 to 1881 and encodes 626 amino acids. Gene Ontology annotation, biological process: protein modification by small protein conjugation; autophagosome assembly; C-terminal protein lipidation. Gene Ontology annotation, cellular component: cytoplasm; phagophore assembly site. The record is from RefSeq and is a predicted model, not a curated record. NCBI's taxonomy places the organism in Eukaryota, Fungi, Ascomycota, Saccharomycetes, Saccharomycetales, Saccharomycetaceae. Gene Ontology annotation, molecular function: Atg8 activating enzyme activity; Atg12 activating enzyme activity.